CCUCUCCCGUCUCCUCCCUCUCUCCAGGUCUGAUGUACAUGCUGUUGAAGCACCUGGCAGAUCGCUACAACAUGUACUAUGCCUACCUUCCCUCCAAGCUGGACAAGAAGAUCCACUCUGGGGCCGUCAACCAGGUGGUGGCAGCACCCAUCCUCUGUCUCUUCUGGCUCCUGUUCUUCUCCACUCUCCGCACAGGUUUCUCCGCCCCUACCUCUAUGUUUACCUUCAUCGUUCUGAUCAUCACCAUCAUCGUCUGCCUGUCCCAUGUCUGCUUCGGACACUUCAAAUAUCUCAGCGCUCACAACUACAAGAUGCGACUAAGCGGAGAAGAUGUGGGUAUAAGGCCGAACCGGUUCCCGUCAGCCGCACGAAAACCGCUCUCGUCCCUUUUAUAG
Molecule: messenger RNA, 395 nt
Organism: Salvelinus sp. IW2-2015
Lineage: Eukaryota; Metazoa; Chordata; Actinopteri; Salmoniformes; Salmonidae
Source: RefSeq, a predicted model, not a curated record